Carya illinoinensis is the source of this 597-nucleotide messenger RNA. RefSeq names its product protein DMP2-like. The record is from RefSeq and is a predicted model, not a curated record. The transcript has a single exon. The coding region runs from base 1 to 597 and encodes 198 amino acids. Lineage: Eukaryota; Viridiplantae; Streptophyta; Magnoliopsida; Fagales; Juglandaceae. Gene Ontology annotation, biological process: endomembrane system organization.
AUGGCUGAACCAUCUGUUUCACAACCACAUGACCCGCAGCCAGUACAACCGCCUAGCCGUGGCACAAACCAUCCGGUCAACAACACCCUAGCCAGUGUGGCCAAUCUUGCUAACCUUUUACCCACUGGCACUGUCCUUACGUUUCAAGUACUCACACCUACAUUCUCCAACAAUGGCUCCUGCAAUCUUUUCAACAAGUGCCUCACCGCAAGCAUCAUCGUAUUCUGCGCCAUCUGUUGCUUGUUAUCGUCGUUUACCGAUAGCUUUGCAGACAAGGAUGGAAAGGUUUACCAUGGGAUCGCCACGACCAAAGGCCUGUACAUAUUUAACGCAGACAACUACUCAAGCUGCGAGGACACGAAAAAUCUGGACAAGUUUAAACUCAGUUUUAUAGAUUUUGUUCACGCAUUUGUCUCAUUGUUCGUGUUCAUGAUCUUCGCUGUUAGCGACUCAAGUGUGCAAAGUUGUUUCUUUCCUGGAGCAGGAGCUAAUGAGAAAGUACUGAUAAUGAAUCUGCCAUUAAUAGCCGGGGUAUUGUCGAGCUUUGUGUUCACUAUUUUUCCAACUAGACGUAAAGGCAUAGGAUUUUCGCACUAA